CUGCUGAAGCGAGCCAAUGGGAUUUUUCAUUCUACAUGUGAGCUGGCAGCAGUGUUUACACAAAAAGUUUCGACUAAAUCAGUCUCGCUGCCAAGUCAUUUAACUGCUGGCCAUCUAUACUAUUAGGUUGUUGAAUUAAUCCCAGUUGUGGCAUUUUUGAGCGGAUUAUGUUCCGCCUCUCGUUUUCAGAAUUCCACUGCCCUAUUUUAACUCGCUGAAAUUACUUACUUGACUCUUGAGUUUACAGUUGGGAGAGUUUGUCAUCCAAGGAGUCGAAUGGCCUCUGGUGUGACUGUGAAGAUAGAGAAGCGCCCGGCUCCUGAUACAGAGGAUGUCCACACAAGCCCCAAAAAAGCCAGGAAGCUGCUGCCCAGCCUGAAGACGAAGCGGGCGCGGGAGCUGGUGCUGGUGAUUGGCACGGGCGUGAGCUCGGCGGUAGCGCCGCAGGUGCCCGCUCUGCGCUCCUGGAAGGGCCUGAUCCAGGCGCUACUGGACGCGGCCAACGACUUCGAUCUGCUGGAGGAGGAGGAGAGCCGCCGCUUCCAGAAGAGCCUGCAGGAGGACAAGAACCUGGUGCACGUGGCCCACGACCUCAUCCAGAAACUGUCGCCGCGGACAGGGAAUGUGCGCUCCACGUUCUUCAAGGACUGCCUGUACGAGGUGUUCGACAGCCUGGAGAGUAAGAUGGAGGACGCGGGGAAGCACCUGCUGCGCUCGGUGCUGCAGCUGAUGGAGAGCGGCGCGCUCGUGCUCACCACCAACUUCGACAACCUGCUGGAGAUCUACGCCGCCCACCAGGGCACGCGCCUCGAGUCGCUCGACCUCACCGACGAGAAGAAGGUCUAUGAGUGGGCUCAGGAAAAGAGGAAGCUGAGUGUGUUGCACAUCCACGGCGUCUACACGAACCCCAGCGGCAUCGUGCUGCACCCCGCAGGCUACCAGAACGUUCUGAGGAACACAGACGUCAUGAGAGAGAUCCAGAAGCUGUACGAGACCAAGUCGUUUGUGUUCCUGGGCUGCGGCCGCACGGUGGACGACACCACCUUCCAGGCGCUCUUCCUGGAGGCGGUCAAGCACAAGUCGGACCUGGAGCACUUCAUGCUGGUGCGCCGCGAGGACGUGGACGAGUUCAAGAAGCUCCGCGACAACAUGCUCGACAAGGGCAUCAAGGUCAUCUCCUACGGCGACGAGUACACCGACCUGCCCGACUAUUUUGAACGGCUGGCCAUUGAGAUCUGCAACCACGCCUCGGAGUCUAACGGCUGGGGGUCUCCCUACAACGAGGAGGAAUCUCAAAAUGGCUUCAGCUCACAGAAGAGUCUCCUGCAAGACGAGCACUCUUGACAGGCACAGGAGUGGGGAGUCUCAGGUUUUUCCCUGCACAGUGUGUCCCCGUAGAGUAGCCGUACUUCCUCCUCUUCCUCCUCAGGUCUACCGUACACGGAUGGAUGGCAGAAGAAAUCCCAUAACAUCCUAACCCCCCCUGUAUCCCCACUCACAACACCUGACCAUUGCCCCAUCACAGCACUGGCAGUCCUGACCAUUGCCCCAUCACAGACUGACUGUGCUGAAGCACACAGUGAUCAAGUGAUAAAGCCAAACACGCAAGUAAGAAGAUUGUUUCAACACACCUUGAUUUGUAUUUUGUGGCGUGUGUGUGUGUUUCCUGGGAUGCUACGACUUCA
Messenger RNA from Alosa alosa (allis shad), 1685 nucleotides. It is a transcript of the gene siral1, whose product is annotated as family with sequence similarity 118 member B. The record is from RefSeq and is a predicted model, not a curated record. The transcript has 8 exons. NCBI's taxonomy places the organism in Eukaryota, Metazoa, Chordata, Actinopteri, Clupeiformes, Clupeidae. The coding region runs from base 277 to 1344 and encodes 355 amino acids.